This is a messenger RNA of Hippocampus zosterae (dwarf seahorse), 2011 nucleotides long. RefSeq names its product SET domain-containing protein 4-like. Lineage: Eukaryota; Metazoa; Chordata; Actinopteri; Syngnathiformes; Syngnathidae. The transcript has 12 exons. The record is from RefSeq and is a predicted model, not a curated record. Gene Ontology annotation, molecular function: transcription coactivator activity; protein binding; histone H3K36 methyltransferase activity. The coding region runs from base 22 to 1476 and encodes 484 amino acids. Gene Ontology annotation, biological process: peptidyl-lysine monomethylation; positive regulation of transcription by RNA polymerase II; peptidyl-lysine trimethylation.
AUUGAUGCUGAAAGUCCAGCCAUGGUGAUGAGUGGUUGUGGACGAGCGGCAAGGAAGAGGAAGAAAAAGCGCAACGGCGCGCUCCAAUCGGGUAUAAAAUGUCAUUGCGUCAAUACAAGUUGUUGCGCGAUACACUUGUCACAUAUUUUCACGUCUCCUAAUAUGUCCUCUUCUUGUCUAGUUUCUCUGAGCCACCGGCCCGAGUACGUGGAGCUGCUCAGGUUUCUUCACCAGCGAGGAUUUGCGUCAACACCGCUGCAACCUGCGCUCUUCCCUGACACAGGCCGAGGUCUGCGGGCUUUGAGGAGCAUAAAGCCCCACCAACUGAUGAUUUCACUGCCCGAGUCUUGUUUGCUUACGACCUCCACCGUGUUGGACAGCUACCUUGGGCGCUACAUCAAGAGCUGGACGCCGCGGCCGUCGCCUCUAUUGGCUCUCUGCGUCUUCCUGGUGUGCGAGCGGCACAGAGGAGCGGACGCCGACUGGUCCCCGUACAUCGGCGCCCUUCCCGCCUCCUACACGUGUGCCGCCUAUCUCGCGUACGACGUGGCGGCUCUCCUUCCCGUCGGAAUGCGGCGGCGAGCUUUGGAGCAGAAGGACGCCGUGCGGGAAAUGCACUCGUCCAAUCGGGAUUUUUUUAAGACUUUGCAGCCGAUUCUCAGUCAGCCGGCGGAGGACGUGUUGACGUUUGAAGCUCUGAGGUGGGCGUGGUGCAGCGUCAACACCCGCUCCGUCUUCAUGCGUCACCCGUCCAACCGAUUUUUGUGUGGCCGGGACGACUACGCGCUGGCUCCCUUUUUGGAUUUGCUUAACCACCACCCCGACGUGCAGGUCAAAGCGGGCUUCAACCACGAGACCAAAAGCUACGAGAUCAGGAGCGUGGGCGGGACUCGGGCAUUCCAGCAGGCCUUCAUCAACUACGGUUGCCAUGACAACCAGCGCCUGCUGCUGGAGUACGGCUUCGUCGCCGCCGGCAACCCGCACGGCGUGGUCUACUUGGAUGCAGAAAUGCUGCGGCAGGUUGUGAAAGGAGACACGAGGAGUCUGGAGCAGAAGAUGAAGUUCCUCGCAGACAACAACUUCCUCAAAAAUUUGACUGUGAGCAGUGAAGGCCCCGGCUGGAGGCUGAUGACCGUCCUCAGACUGAUGUCACUGCCUCAAACUCUCCGCCACCGGUGGAAGGCGGUGCUGCGCGGCCAAGCGGUAGGCGAGGAGGCCGAGCGUACCAGCCUCCGGACGGCACAGGCGUUGUGCCAAAGACUCCUACAUGACACGCUGGCGGCUUUGGAUAAGAUCUCCAAGCUCCUCCAAGAUGGGGAGCCCCGGCUCGGGGAGCAGCUGCGGCUGGUCCAGUCACUGCGGCUGGAGGAGAAAUGCAUCUUGGGAAGAUGCCUGGAAUCACUGAGCGCCUCCCUAAGUGAGGACUACUUUCCAAACAAUUUUCAAGACGGACCUUCCACUGGAUUUACCAAUUGAAGUUGUUUUACCAAGGCGGCAAGGAUACAUCAGAGCACGGCUGGCCACUUUUACGAGCGACGGCGCGUUUCAAAACGUUUGGGGACACUCGCGUAGAUCUGCAGCUCAGUGAACAGGCACGACAUUGGUGAGUCAAUGAAUUUUAUUUUAUCUCAGCUGCUCAACAUUUUCAGUUAUUUGCCGUUGUAUAGCCUAUUCUCAAAACGCAAAUGAUCUCUUCAUUUUAUUUUCAAAGAAUAGUUUGUUUUGUUAUUGUGUGUUUGGUGUCUUAUAUGAAACUGCGACAUUGCGCAAUUUAUUGGACAGACUUGUUUAUGAUCACACAGCAUCAUUUGGGUGGUAUUUUAUUUAGGAUUUUAAAAAUAUUUUUAUUUUUGACAAUAUCUGUAAAUGUAGUUUCCUGCUCUUAAUUGUGAAUGCAUACUUGAUGGUUUAUAAAUGCUCCUGAAAUCAAGUGCUGCCUGACGAGCCUAUAUUGUGUUCAUGUAUGUGACGUCACUGAAGGCCUAAGGUUGAAAUGCACGGCCCGCCAUUG